Molecule: messenger RNA, 360 nt
Organism: Camellia sinensis
Lineage: Eukaryota; Viridiplantae; Streptophyta; Magnoliopsida; Ericales; Theaceae
Source: RefSeq, a predicted model, not a curated record
AGUGGAGAGCUAUGAUUCUACCAGACAGAUACAUAGACCAUGGAUCUCAAGCAGACCAAAUUGAAGAGGCUGGACUCACUUCCAAGCACAUUGCUGCCACUGUUUUGUCUCUCAUUGGUGAAACCAAGGAAAACCUUCACCUUCUCAACCUCUAGUUGUACUUUUUAUUCCCAAUAGAAUUUAUCACUUUUAUAGUUAUUAACUAAGUCAUCAAUGGAAAUAUAACCUCUUUACACCAUGUAUUUUGUAGAUAUUAUAAGGAAACUAAGGAGGUGUGUUUUCCAUUGUAAUGUUGUAUAUGUACAAGGAUCUUCACUUUGCAUUACCUUAUCAAUGAUAAGUAAUAAUGUCUUUUGUUAA